Molecule: messenger RNA, 834 nt
Organism: Naegleria gruberi
Lineage: Eukaryota; Heterolobosea; Eutetramitea; Acrasida; Naegleriidae
Exons: 1
Coding region: 1-834 (277 amino acids)
Biological process (GO): protein polyubiquitination; ubiquitin-dependent protein catabolic process
Molecular function (GO): ubiquitin protein ligase activity
Source: RefSeq, a predicted model, not a curated record
AUGGGGUUAAAAAAACUCAAACAACGCAAGCUAAUAGCCAACUCGUCAAUAACUUCCUCCAACACACCAUUGAUCAAGGAGGAGAAAGAAGAAGUGCUAUUCGAUUAUGUAGAGAAGGAAAUUGAUGAAGAUUUAAUUUGUUCUAUUUGUUUACAUCCUUUCGUGGAUCCAAUUUCCCAUAAUUCAUGCGGAAAUACUUUCUGUGCCAAAUGUAUUGAGAAUGUAACGGUUUGUCCAUUGUGUAACGAAGGUGGAUUCAAGAAGAAUUGUGCAGCAAGUGCCAAAACUAUUCGAAACAUGUUGGAUAAAUUGAAAGUCAAGUGUGGCAUGUGUAAGAAUAUUGUAUUGAGAGGUGAGUUGAAAGACCAUCAAGAAAAGUACUGUCCACUCCAUGAAGCAUAUCAACAAGUCGAAGAAUUCAAGAGUAAAUUGGAAAGAGAACACCUGGAACGGAUGGCAGCAUUACAAACUGAAAAUGAACAAUUAUUGACUGUUUCAAAAGAUAGAUUGGCAUCCCUUGAACAACAAUUAAUAGACCAAUUUAGAAAGAAAGAAGAAUUAUUGGAAACUAGAAUGAACGAAUUUGAAAAUCAAGUAUUGGCAAGAGAAAAGCUCGAAAAUAGCAACAAACCAAUUCACUUGAAUGUGAGAGGAACUAUAAUGACAGUUUCGUUGGGAGAUUUCACCUCCAAUCAACAAGAACCUGAUAACUUGUUUAAGAAAAUGUUCAAUGGUGAAUAUCCAUGUUAUCAAACACCAGCUUCAAAACAGUUUGAUGAUCCAAUUUAUUUCAUUGAUUGUAAUCCAUUAAUUUUUUCACAUAUACUUGAUUAA